AUGUUUGCCAACAGAAUGCUAGUAGCAUCAACGAUCCUGGUGGUGCUCUUGACGACUGUCAAUGCCUUUACCAUUCAAAUCAAGGAUUACGAAUGUCAAGACAAAGCCAUCAAGGCUGAUUUUACUGACAUCUGUGAUAAUAACAUGACCUGUUCGUUUGGACAAACGGCAUAUAUUUCAGGAGUUCUCAACAUGACCAACGAUGGGAGCAUCAGCUCGGAUACCAUGGUAUAUUUAGAUUCCAGAUUGCACAUUGCCACCUAUCAAACUUCCCUCCUCAAAAUGCAACCCAUUUACCUAUGCAAUCAAUAUAUGACGGAUUAUGAGGGACGCCGAGAGCUUGCGCAAAGUUCGUAUGGAACUUAUGGGGACGAAUAUGAAACCAACAACAACAGCAACAGCAAUGGUGGUCAACAAGAGGCACAACAAACUUCCUACAACUAUGGAGGCUACAGCAGUGGCAGCAGCAGUGGCUGCCCCCAUUCUGGACUCUACUCCUUUGACAAUGUGGCCCUGCAAUUGCCCACUGUUCCCAACAAGGUUUACGAUUGGGUGGCUACCGGAUGGACGGGGUCCAUUUCCGUCGACAUGUAUUUGGAUUCCUCCAAAUACCAAUUGAUUGGACGGUGUCAACUCAAUGUGGUGACCCACAUGGACGAUUCCUACAGCAAUUCAACAUCCACCAACAGUCUGGUGAAUACCGUCAUGUCGGCCAUUCCAGAAGCCGGAGUGACGGGCAUGAUCAUUUUGGGUACCUUUGCGGCCUGUGCCUUUUUGGGCAUUGUGGGUUACGCCAUGAGCAAUGCCGAUAACAAUGGAGAUGAUAUGGAUUUCAAACCAAUGAAACAUCAUGUAGAGGUUGCUUAG
Molecule: messenger RNA, 867 nt
Organism: Cylindrotheca closterium
Lineage: Eukaryota; Bacillariophyta; Bacillariophyceae; Bacillariales; Bacillariaceae
Source: the annotation of a GenBank genome assembly